This is a messenger RNA of Leguminivora glycinivorella, 1609 nucleotides long. RefSeq names its product cytochrome P450 6B5-like. NCBI's taxonomy places the organism in Eukaryota, Metazoa, Arthropoda, Insecta, Lepidoptera, Tortricidae. Gene Ontology annotation, molecular function: monooxygenase activity; iron ion binding; heme binding. The transcript is spliced from 3 exons. The record is from RefSeq and is a predicted model, not a curated record. The coding region runs from base 59 to 1567 and encodes 502 amino acids.
UUCGUGAUGAGAUCCCCAGAGUUGCUAUUUCAGCUUCAUUAUAAAUGAUCUGACUAAAAUGGCGGUCAUAAUCAUCACGAUUUUCAUUGUCAUUGCUUCCUUCCUGUAUUACCACUUCACACAAUACAACAAUUAUUGGAAUAAACGUAAUAUUGUUGGCCCAAAACCUACUUUCUUUUUCGGAAAUAUGAAGAAUGCAGUACUAAGAAGAAAAUCCUAUGGCCAUGUAUUCAAGGAUAUCUAUGAUAAGUACCCAGAAGAAAGGGUAGUAGGAAUGUUUAUGAUGAGAUCACCAGAAUUGUUAAUAAGGGACUUGGACGUGAUAAAAAAUAUACUAAUCAAAGAUUUCGAUAUUUUUGACAGCCGCGGUUUCCAGUUUAAAACAACUGGUUUCGGGGCAAAUUUGUUUCAUGCUAAUGCUGAGACCUGGCGACUAUUACGAAGCCGGUUCUCUCCGCUCUUCACUCCUGGAAAGCUAAGGAAUAUGAUGUACCUUUUGAGUGAAUGUGGGGACAGAUUAGUCGAACAUGUGGCACGGGUUACACAGUUAAAUCUGGAGCAAGACGUCUACGAUAUGACACGCAAAUAUACCCAGGAUGCCAUAGCUUCUUGUGCGUUUGGCAUAGACAUUGACGCUUUUAACCAAGAACACGACACUUUUCAGAAGGUCCACAGUAAUAUGUUCAACAUGUCCUUUAGUCGCGACCUGGAGCUUAUAUAUCCAGGUAUUAUGGUGAAAAUGGGAGGAUCACUUAUUCCAACAGAGGUUAUAACAUAUUUUAUCAACUUGGUGAAAAGUGUCACUAAGCAACGGAAUGAUAAACCAACCAAUAGAAAUGAUUUUAUAGAUUUAAUUUUGAAAAUGAGAGAAGAUAAACUAAUUAAUAAAAUAUCCAGGAACAACAAUGAUACAGAAAUAAAUUUAGAACUAACCGAUGAGGUCAUAGCGGCACUGGCGUUCAGUUUUUAUGCCGGAGGUUUUGAAACCACUGCAACAACCAUGGGUUUCUUACUAUACCAGUUGUCACUAAACCCUAAGGUCCAAGACAAAGUGGUGGCCGAAAUAAAAGAAGUAUUAAAGAAACAUGACGGCAAGCUGACUCUACAAGCUGUUUUGGAUUUAUCUUACAUGGGCCAAGUUUUUGAUGAAACACUAAGAAUGUAUCCAAUCAUAUCAGAUUUGAAAAGAAAAUCUAAUCGCACUUAUACGAUACCGGGAACAAAUUUAAGUAUAGAGAAAAAUCAGUUGAUUAAAAUUCCGACGCUCGGUAUCCAUUAUGACGAGAAAAUAUAUCCUAACCCUGAGAAGUUUGACCCUGAGAGAUUUUCUCCUGAAAAUGCAGCAGUGAGGCACCCAUGUGCAUAUUUACCUUUCGGACUUGGACCUAGAAAUUGCAUUGGGAUCCGCUUCGCAUUUCUACAGUCGCGGGUGUGUAUGGCGAAGCUCCUCUCCCAGUUUCGGGUGGAACCCUCCAAGAAUACACCACGUCAAUUGCAGUAUGAAACUCGACGCGUUGUGUUGUACCCCAGAGGCGGUAUACCCUUGAACUUCAUUAAAAGACAUUGAUAAUAUUGUAACAACUGGAAACGAUCAUCUUUGGUUUGCCAA